GGGGCUUUCCAGCCCUUAGAACGACCCCUGCUUGUUCACCCAUCCAUCUCCUAACCAUUUCUUUGGUCUGACUUGCACACAGCUGGCAUGGAUUCUGGGUCAGAUGCCAUCUGUUGCAUGGUACCUAUAUGCUCACACUCAUGCUCUGUGAACAACGUAGGAUCCCCAGCUAUCACAGCACAGGCGGUCAUGUGCAAACUCCACAUAUGCACACACUGGAGGUGGGUUUCGGACCCCCAACCGGGGAGAUGUGAGCUAAUCAUGCUACUCACUCACUAUGCCAUUAUAUCCAUCAACCUGCUUUCAUUUAUGAGCCUUUCUCUGUAGGCUGGUGAGAAACACCUCAUGUGGAAAAAGUCAUAAAAUUAUAUCCUGUGUUUUUGUAAAAAUUACUUGGCUUCCUCUCAGGGGCGCCAUAAACUGAGGGAAAGUUAGAACGAUUCCAGGGGCCCCUGAGUUUCUGGGGCCCUAAAAAAUUUGGAACAUAAUCUGAUUGAUCUGGGUUGGGUGCCCAAUGAAAUACGCUUUCAUGGGGCCCAGAAUCCUUAGCGGCACACUUGCUUCUUUGCACCCUGGGGAAAUCCUGGAUGUCAUCAUCGCUUCUAUACUCAUUUACUUCUUCUUUAGUGUCUCUUGUUCUCUCUGGUACCAAAGAAUGUGGCUAGCAUACUGGCCCUCAGAAAAAUAAGAAAACCCUCUCGUAAGCAUGGGACAAACGGACGUCAGAUGUCAUUAAAAUUACCAGCAAGCCACUUUCGGGGGGUGGGGGAUGGAAAUUCCCUCUGGCAGCGAUUCUGGACCCAGACCUAGCACCUGCAUCCCUUAAACACAAACUGGGGGGUGGGCUGUGGAACAAAGUAUUUUGAAGGGGGGUUUGUUUAGUUUCACAAUUUAGUUCCUGUAUGUAUGGAAUUAGUGGUAAUUCUCAGUGUAAUGAGCCAGGGAUGAUUAAAUGCAGUUGUGCUUGCAAAAGCAUGCAAAGCAUUCUUAUCUAGGAAACGGGGCUGCAUGUGCUGCAUCUGCUCGCUAUCUGGGGUGUCGGGGGUAAUUAAUGACAUGCUUACUUAUAGCUAAAACGCCAUGGUGAAGAGGGGCAUCACAUGCACGCGUUUACUGGUCAGCGAGAGCAUGCAUGCAUGCAUGCAUGCGUCUGCAUGCCCCCGCAGCUGUCCUCACGCAGCAGGUGCCACACUGGUGGUGAAGGAGCUGGCUUCCAAAGUGGAUCCAACUGGUAUCAUUUCUCACCCCCAUGCCCCACGUGGCCCAGAAUUCUGCAGUGGUUCUGAGCAUGUGUGUUGGUGUACCGUCAAACCUCACCCUCCUCCGUACACCCAUGCACACACCCACACCCUAACCCCCACAGGGCUGCAGAAUGUGUGGAAUGCAUCAGAACGCCAGACCCAUGCUGGAGUUCAGCUCUCAUUAAUAACAGAUCUUUUCUCUCUCUCCGUCUUUCUGCUCUCCUGCGGGGCGGGUAGUCUGAGAGGGAGAGACGGUAAACCAAGCCAGGGUGGCUCAAUCCAGGCAGAGUCCCCCGGUUUGUCCACUUCUCGACGAUUCUCAAAACGUGCAGUCAUGUGGCAGUGCGCUGUGAUUGGCUCAGCGCUGCUGGCCUUGUGCUCUGCGGCCCCGCCCCCGCACAUCAACCGCCUGGCGCUGUUCCCCGACAAGAGCGCUUGGUGUGAGGCCAAGAAUAUCACGCAGAUCGUGGGGCACACGGGCUGCCAGCCCCAGUCUAUUCAAAACAGGGCAUGCCUGGGUCAGUGCUUCAGCUACAGUGUGCCCAACACGUUCCCACAGUCCACGGAGUCUCUGGUGCACUGUGACUCCUGCAUGCCGGCACAGACACAGUGGGAGGUGGUCACUCUGGAGUGUCCCGGGAACGAGGAGGUGCCCCGCGUGGACAAGCUGGUGGAGCGCAUCCUGCACUGCAGCUGCCAGUCCUGCAGCAAGGAGGCCGGCCAAGAGGGGGCGCUAUUGCAGCUUGACCCAUCAGAGGUGGUCCCAGAAGCCCCGCCCUCCCCGCCAAUCGAUGACGAAGUCGCCCAUCCUCACGCCCUGGCCGACUCCCACGCCAGAGCGCAACCCCAGCAUUCCCACACGCACACGGACGCUGGGCAGCACAUGCACACCCCCGCGGGUGGGUAGUUAGUGGGGGUGAGGGGAGAUGGGUGGGGCAUCCGCCAUAGACCCUCCUCUGUGUCUCCUCCACCGGUCCACCCUCCACCUGUGUUUUAUCACGCCCCUUCCUUUCCCCAUCCGCUCUCCUUCUGAUAUCCCAAGACAACUAGAGCACUUUCGGAGCCUCAGUCUACACACGCCCGAUAGACGGACUGACACGCACACGCACAGACACGCGAUCACGCACAUGCAUACGCCUUCACGUGUCGGCAGGAAACUGAACACGUCAGCACACACAACUUACACAAAUAUUAAGGUAUGAAAAGUUCAUUUUCACUCGAUGUAGGGAAAAACGCUCUACUAGCUACGCCCUACAGACACUUCUGUCCCUAUAGGCCCAACACACAUGCCUUAGUUAUGUCUUAAUGGUCAGAAGUCACCUGCUUUUUUGGCGUAGUCUGUACUCUCACCUCUGCAAACGUGUCGAAAGAUGUAAUAAACUAGCGACUCCUCACCUGACCCAAACAUUUCUGCUGGUCUGAGACAGCAUUGAGGCAGGUGGGCAGCCUGCCCUUUCACUGACAGAAAUUUGCUACCAUAAUGUGUAGGUGGUGCAUAGAUUUUGGUAAGAUUACAUUUUGUUGUACAUUUAAAAAAAAGUAACUUUGUAACGUUGUUUUAUGAUUUUAUUGCUUGAAAACCGCCUGCCAUUGAUAAGAGGAACAGCAAAUGUAUUUGUCAUAUUAUUUUUAUAUAUGCCGUUACGUCAUAGAACAUUUCAUAUGGUGCUGCCCCAUUUUUUUCAAAGUCAAUCGUUAAUAUUUUAAACGUUUAACUGUUUGGCGCUAUCUGGAUGGGGGUGUGAGUAUCCUAAACGAACGCAUUUUAUCAAACUCUAAGUUCUUUAAAUGAUCCCAUGUAAACUUUAUAAAAAUUAACAUAUUCUAAGGUACAAUUGGAGUUAAAAAAUGCUUUUGCUCUCUUUCAAGUAUGGGUACGAGGCUUGAAGGGGAACAUCGGGGUACCGUUUAUGAGCAGCGCGCGCCCGCUUCAGUUAGUGAAGUCCUGUUUUAAUUUGAGAGGAGGUAUUUUAAUCCAAACAGCAGGAAAUAGGACGUAGAAAUAGUCUAUUUCCAAGUAAGAAAUGCGUAAAAUUAAAAUACUUUAAGAUCAUGGGAGAAUGCAAAGAAAUAGCCCGGAUUAAAGAUAUGCGUCAUAUAUAUAAAACCAAAGGCGUUUAAGGCAGAAAAUGACAUAGAAAAGUGAGAUUGCAUAGUAAUGCAAAUUGUUGUUGCAGAUCACGUUUAUAUGUAUUCAACUUUAAUCUGACAUUGAUUUCAUUUAAAUUCACAUUGAAUUGUCUGUUCCCCAUUUCACCACAUGAAAUAUCUAAACUUGAAGUCAUUUAUGGAGUGUUUUCUUCUUUUUCUUCAUCAUAAACGCAUAAAAAUAAACCAUCUGGAAGGGAUUUUCUACAGCGCUAAGAAAAGGUUAUGGAUCAAACAAAAAAACCUGAAUUCUUAAAGAAAUAACCGAGCUGAUUAAAAUGACUGCGAAAGGCGUCAGGUUGUCGGGAUGCGGCGAUUCAGGGGCUUCAGAGCCAGAGCAGCAUUUAGCGCGUUGCCGCUGGCCCCUACUGGCAAGUAUGAAGAAGUGCAGGCGGAUGGGGAGCUGUUCCCUCCAGCGGGGUCGGGCCGUAAAUAAUGGCUGGAUAAACGCAGAAGUAGAUUGAUUGUAGCAGACGGAUUAACUUGCUUGUUUAACGCAAGAAUGAAGACGCAGCAGGAGUCAAAAAUAAAUGUUUCAUCAGCGUGUAUACUCU
Messenger RNA from Paramormyrops kingsleyae, 3943 nucleotides. It is a transcript of the gene nbl1, whose product is annotated as NBL1, DAN family BMP antagonist. Gene Ontology annotation, biological process: animal organ morphogenesis. Gene Ontology annotation, molecular function: BMP binding; receptor ligand activity. The record is from RefSeq and is a predicted model, not a curated record. Lineage: Eukaryota; Metazoa; Chordata; Actinopteri; Osteoglossiformes; Mormyridae.